AUGGCUCUGACACUCCAGGAAUUCAACCUUGAAUACAACAGAUGGAUCCGGUCUCUGAAUGAUUCCUCUGGGAAUCUCUAUUAUACAUGGGACCAGUCAGGUGGCUCAUGGACCGCUGCGACCACAGUUCAAGGUUCGAGCAUCCCGGUGCGCCAAAGCCCCUCGACACCCACAUCCUCUAAGCCCAACGAUGCAUACGGACAUCGGGCCCCAUUUCCCGGGGUAGGCCGCCAUGCAAGUCGACCAGACGCACAGCGGCCUGGCCGGCAGGGUCACAGCACUGGGUAUCCCAAGGAUCAAAGGGAAAGCAAUUCCCGAUUGCCAGAUGCUGGGCACCAGAAGCUCGCCAAUGUUCAUCGUGUGGAUAGUGGUAUCUACCUCCAAGAGCGAACAGGGCGCAAAGCAGGUCGCGCCAGCGUAUCCGAGGGUAGCGAUACCACAUCCUCGUCCAGAAGUGAGUCAAGUGAUGCGUCCAUGUCGCAGAUCAGCAUCGAGAGUCUUGCGGAUCAGCCAGCCUCGGCAAUGGUGCUAGCCCACAAGGCUAGCAGUUCUAGUCAUCGAAAUGACCCCAUUCCCGGUGAUCUACGUCAGAGGUAUGAGAUGAAGGUGCAAAAAUCGUCAUUGGAGCCAUCAUACGUGAUCACUGGCAGUGGUUGCAAUCGUGAGACGCUGGAUCCUCGGUAUACGAGACAAGCCAGCAAGUAUUUCAAAGUCGGCAAGGUCUUCGCAAUGCUCUGGCAUGAAAAUGCCGGCUCAAAUGGAACCAUUCUCAGCGAGAAAGCCCAAGCAAGUCCAUUCACCAAGGGCAAGUUCCAAGAGCCCAUAUACAGUAGCAUCCGCCGCAUGAUAGUCGUGAAAGAGCAGAGAGGCUGCUGUUGGUGUGUACCAGUCCUUACCUACGGCGGACAAGGUGUCGCUAAAGCCGGCAUCGACCGCAACAAGCAUGCUAUUAUUCAUAUGCGAGGCGAUAAGCCCCGGGUUCAGCGGGGUGAGCCCCGGAUGGUGAAAGAGCCCUUGGAGGUUGUACCGGCCAAGUUCGACUCGAAGCUGGAUUGUAUGUCUCGGGUUAACUUCGGCAAGAUCUAUACUGUCGAGCACAACGUCAAAGUCUUUCCUGUAGGCAAGAUCUCGGAAGCAUCAAGACUGAGAUUCCUUGAAUAUGCUCGAAGUGAGUUUUUGUGA
Molecule: messenger RNA, 1182 nt
Organism: Penicillium bovifimosum
Lineage: Eukaryota; Fungi; Ascomycota; Eurotiomycetes; Eurotiales; Aspergillaceae
Exons: 7
Coding region: 1-1182 (393 amino acids)
Source: RefSeq, a predicted model, not a curated record